AUGUUUUGUGAAAUAUUCAUGUUUUUCGUCGCUUAUUCAAUUUCGAAAAACGUUCGAUGGUGUUUCGACUUAAACAUUGUUUUUUGUUAUCAAGAAGACUUUGUAUGUCCUUAUGAUAAUCAACUUAAGUCAUUCAACACUCAAAUUGUACUUAAUAGAACUGUAUUAAGACAUUACAAAGAAUUAAAUAUCAAAUGUAAUUUCACAAAUAAAUUGAGUCUUUCUUUUAGUGACGAAUUGAACUCGGUUUUUCAAUUUGAAUUUUCAGAAAAGAGAACGCAGUACAUUUUAAAUAGUACUUUAUUGCAAAUUAUUGAAUCCGACGAAUUUUAUCAAAACAAUUUAACAAAACUACAAAAUGAAAAAACCACCAAAAUGUAUACAAAAGGUGCGUCUUGUGCCAAUGGGACAUAUUUAAAUGGACAAAACUGCUAUUAUUGUGACCAGUCGUGUCAAACUUGUGAAGACUUUUCUAUUAACAACUGUAAUGAUUGUUCCUCUGGUUAUUAUAAAACAAACAAUUCAUGUUUUCAAUGUCAUCCUUAUUGUGAAACGUGCAUUUCAAAUGAACAAAACAGUUGCUUAAAAUGUAAACCAGGGUUUUAUUUAGUAGAUGGCUCUUGUUAUUUGUGUCCAAAAAAUUGUGCAGCAUGUAAUUUUCGUCAAUAUUGUACAAAAUGCAAACCAACAUAUUACCUUAUUAUUUUGGAAAACGUCUGUCUAAAAUGUAAAGAAAAUUGUUUGACUUGUACUUCAAAGGCAUGUAGUUCUUGUGUAGAUGGGUAUUACUUAUCAGGAGACGUUUGUAAGAAGUGUGUCACAUUUUGUAAAACAUGUCAAUUGGAAGUAGCUGUAAGAUGUACUUCGUGUUUUGAAGGGUAUUAUUUGAAUUUCAUAACAGGUUGGUGUUCUCCAUGUAAUUCUUCGUUGUGCUCCAUAUGUACAGAUGGCAAAGAAUCGAGUUGUGUUCUAUGCAAAGAAAAUUUAUACCUUUCAAAUGGCAAAUGUUUAAAGUGUGAUUCAACAUGUAAAACGUGUUUUGGACCGAACAAUGACAACUGCAAUUCAUGUGACAACAAUUCUUAUCUUAUUAAUAACACAUGCAAUAAAUGCUACAGUUAUAGAUGUUAUCAGUGUUAUAACAACACUAUGAGUGGAUGCUAUUUGUGUCAACCGGGCUAUUAUGUAUCAGCUGGAAACUGUAAACAAUGCAGUUCAAAUUGUUUGGAGUGUACAGGUUUUAUAACAUGCAGUACCUGUAAUAAUGGGUAUUACCUUAAUGUUACAUCCAAUAAAUGCUUACCGUGUUAUUAUACCAAAUUGUGUGCAUCGUGUUCUAAUUCAACGAGUGUUGGUUGUACACAGUGUAAUCAGGGGUAUUAUCUUACUACAACACGAACGUGUGUUGCAUGUCCAUUAAGUUGUACGGCUUGCAAAGAAAUGGGUGAUAUUACACCAACAUGUACAGCUUGUUAUACCCCGUUUUAUUUGAAGGAUGGGGUUUGUAUUCAUUGUGACAACAAUUGUAAAACAUGUGAAGAUUCUUCCACAACAUGUACAUCGUGUAUUGAUGGGCAAAUGUAUCUCAAUAAAAAUAAAUGUGUUGCUUGUAAUAUGUGUAGUCCUUCUCAUUGUUUUUCGACUGGAUGUUCUCUUUGUAAUAAGACGAAUUACUACCCAGACGAAUUUAAUUGUUUUCAAUGUGAUUCAAGUUGUCUUACAUGUAAUGGAGGAUCUUCUAAAAAUUGCACUUCUUGUAAAGAAGGACAAUAUUUAAUGGAAGGAAAGUGUAUAUUGUGUGAUUCCAAUUGUGGUGAAAACAAUUGUUCAUCUGACAUGGGAUGUCAAGAGUGUCAAAACGGUUAUUAUCCCAAAAACAAAAUUUGUGUUCCUUGUUCAACGAUUAACAAUUGUGUAUCAUGUUCUAAUUCAACAGAAGAGUGUAUAGAAUGUUCUGGAAUAUUUGUUAUUGAAAAUGGUAUUUGUGUGUGUGAAAAUGGGUCAUACCAAAACACGACUACUACUUGUGAUAGUUGUUUUAAUCAUAUAGAUAACUGCCAAAUUUGUGAGAGUAAUUUUAAUGACCAAAAUUUAUACAAUAAUGUUAGUUGUAAGAAAUGUUAUCCACCUUAUUAUAUGAGUAAUAAUUUGUGUAUCUCAUGUCCACCUGGUACAUACUUUGAAAAUGAGAUGUGUCAUACAAAUGAUGCAAAUUGUCAAAACCAAAGUGCUUCCAAUGAAUGCAUUUUAUGCCAAAGUGGUUACACACUUCGUAACAAAAAGUGUGAACCUUUUGUUGAUUGCAAAAGUGAAUCUCAAAUUGGAUGUGAAGAGUGUGACUAUACAAUUAAUGUUGAUGGAAAAUGCACAAAACCACAAAACGAUUGUAAAUACGAAAUUAACGAUUUUGAGAAUAGAAAGUGUUUACAAUGUUAUGAUGGCUAUUUGUUAAUUGAUGAAACGUGUUUUGAAGCUGAAAAAACAAACACGAUAAUACAAAAUAAUUUGACAUAUACAUGUGAUACACAAGAGUACCUUAAUCAAAACAACAUGUGUGUUGACUGUAAACAGAAUAUGUUAAAUACAAAUGGUUGUCAAUUGUACAAUGGAAAUGUAAUCUCAACAAAAUGUGAUGUAAAUUAUGUGAUGGAUAUAAUAAAUAACAAAUGCAUUGUAAGUGAAAUGUGUCUGACAUAUGUAAGUGGUGAUUGUGUGGAUUGUGACAACUCCGUUCAUCGCGUCAUUAAAAAUAAUUUGUGUAUAGAAAAGACUUAUGAUAAAUGUGUGAAAUAUCACAUAACUGAGUGUAUUAUAUGUGAAGAAAAUUAUUUGAUUUCAAAUGGAAAAUGCACUUCUAAAGGAGAAUUGAAUUGUGAAAAUUCAAAUCAAUUUACUUGUGUAAAAUGUGAAGAUAAUUAUCAUAAUGUUAUUUAUUCUCUUGACGAAUAUUGUCAAGCAAACACAGAUAAUAUCAAAUUUCAGAAAUCAACAAAUAACUCCACUACAAUUUUAGAGUGCUCAGAUAAUUAUUUAUUAUCAAACAAUUUAUGUAUACAAAAAGUUGACAAAUUAAACAUUAAAAAAUCAGAUGAUACUUUAUGUACAAUUUUAACACCAAAAGGAUGUCUCAAAUGUGUCAAUGGGUUUUAUUUAGACAAUUCUAAAAAUUGUGUUAAAUGCAGUAAUAAUUGUGUUGAAUGUUACAACGACACAUACUGUCUUUCUUGUAAUAAAACAUCAAACCUUUUCCUUACAACAAACAACUCAUGUCAGUCUUUAGAAAUACUAAACAACACGUGUAAACUAUUGAUGCCAACAAAAACGAGUUGUGCGAUAUGUUAUGAUGGUUAUUUAAGAGAAAAUGGCGAUUGUGUUCCAUGUGAUGUCUCAUGUGCAACAUGUCUUGAAACAAAGAAGUGUCUUACUUGCAAAGAAAAUUACUUUUUGAUUCAAAGUGAAUCGUUCUUAUGUCAGAGUUAUGAUAAUUUGACACGUUGUUUACAUAAAACACCACACGGGUGUACUUUAUGUGAUGAUGGAUAUUAUGUAGACACACAAAUACCUCGCUGUUUUAAAUGUGAUUCAAAUUGUGAUAAUUGUGUAACAUCACAGAGUUGUGUGACAUGUUCAAUUGAUUAUAUAUUAAUAAAUAAUGUGUGUGUGUCAAUUUCAAACAUUACACAUUGUAUCAAAGCCACAAACAAUAUUUGUACACAAUGUGAAAAUGAUUUCAAAGUAUCAGACAAUGGCAUUACAUGUGUAGAUAACAAUUCACUGAAUUAUGGAGUUGUCAUUGGAAUACCAAUCGCUUCUUUCAUUCUUCUUGUUAUUAUAAUAUUAUUGUUGAUAAUAAUAAUAUAUAUCAUUUCUCACAAAACUCGCAAAGAAAAGGAAAAAGAAAUUUGCAUUUUUAAUAUGAAGAAGUCAAACAUUUCAUUUACUAAAUUGAACGACUUUUUAGUCUCAAAUUUAGAUCAAAUUAAAUUUGAAAAUGAAACAAAUAGCGAUUUAAAUAUACCAGUCGACUUAGAAACGCGAGCACUAAUUUGCAUUGGAAAUAUAUCAAAAGACAAAAUCAAAGUUCAGAUGAGUGUAGUAGAUGGGUGUGAGUUGUACAGCAUUCGCACAUCGCCACCUCUAGUUACCUUAACCAAAGACGAAGCCUGUGAGUUCGAAGUAUUUUUGAAGCCAAAUUGUUCGUGUUGUAUCAAAGAACAAAUUCUCUGCACGUCUUUUUCAAUAAGUAAAGGAGUUCAAACAUCAACAAACAUCAAAAUAUCAGCUCAAACAAUUUUAACAACAAAACUUGAUUACCACGAAUUAAAAGAAGACAAAAAACUGGGAGAAGGUUCCUUUGGAAUUGUUUAUUUAGGAACUUUCCGUGGCAACAAAGUCGCAAUAAAGAAACUCAAAGAAUCGAGUUCAGUUGUCGAACAAUUCAACGAAUUUGAAAAUGAAGUUUCCAUGUUAGACAAAUUUAGAAGUGAGUAUAUCGUCCAUUUUUAUGGCGCCGUUUUCAUCCCAAACAAAGUGUGUAUGGUCACCGAAUUUGCUCCAUUUGGAAGUCUUCAAGACUUAAUUGAUAAACGAAAAAAUUCAGAAGAACGAGUUCCCAAAAACGUCCGUUAUAAAAUCAUGUUAGAUGCGACACUAGGACUUGAGUAUUUACACUUAAAUGGUGUUGUACAUAGAGAUAUUAAGCCAGACAACAUCUUAGUGUUUUCUUUAGAACUUAUGAAUGACAAAGUAAACGGUAAAUUGACUGAUUUUGGAAGUGCUAGAAAUAUCAAUUUACUGAUGACUAACAUGACAUUCACAAAAGGAGUUGGAACACCUAAAUAUAUGGCACCUGAAGUGUUAAAUAAAGAAAAGUAUAAAAUGCCUUGUGAUAUCUUUUCACUUGGUACUUCUAUGUAUGAAGUGUUCUCGUGGAAAUCAGCAUUCACAGAAAAACAAUUUAAAUACGCGUGGGAUAUUGCUGACUUCAUUUCGGCGGGAAAACAACUACAAAAGCACGAAAAUAUGACAAACAGCGAAUUUGAAAUAAUCAAGAAAAUGUGGGAAUUUGAGCCUCAAAAAAGAUUAAAAAGUGGGGAAAUUGUUUCUUUGUUACAAAAACUUUAA
Messenger RNA from Entamoeba invadens IP1, 5124 nucleotides. Its product is annotated as fibroblast growth factor receptor 1 precursor, putative. Gene Ontology annotation, biological process: protein phosphorylation. The record is from RefSeq and is a predicted model, not a curated record. Gene Ontology annotation, molecular function: ATP binding; protein kinase activity. NCBI's taxonomy places the organism in Eukaryota, Evosea, Mastigamoebida, Endamoebidae. The transcript has a single exon. The coding region runs from base 1 to 5124 and encodes 1707 amino acids.